AUGACUGAGCCGACAGAUUCGCCGUUCGAGUCGCUCUGGCAUGAGGCCGAGUCACUCAAGGAACAGGGGAAUGAACACUUUAGCAAAGCAAAGUAUGCCAUGUCUAUUACAAGUUAUACGGAUGCUCUUUUACGUCUACCCUCACGACACGAGCCAUGCCCUGAUGCAUCACUUCAAGACCAGGUGAAAGACACACGGACCAAGGUCUAUACCAACCUGGCCGCAGCACAUUUGAAACUGGACCAAUUCAAGGAAACUGUCACUGCUAGCUCUGAAGCUCUUUCUGAAGAUCCGAAGAACGUCAAGGCACUGUAUCGUCGCGCUAUGGCCAAUGAGCGGUUGGGCGGAUGGUCGCGCCUCGAAUCAGCGCUCAAAGACUACAAAGCUUUGGAAGAACUUGAGAACGAAGGCCUUGUUCCACUUAGUUUUCAUGCCGAGCUUCGUGAGGCCUUGUCGCGCCUUCCACCCAAGAUUCACGCGGUAGGUGAAAGCGAAAAGGCUGCAAUGCUCGGACAACUCAAGAAUAUGGGAGACAAGGUCCUGGGCUGGUUUGGUUUGUCGACCGACAACUUUCAGCUACAACAGCAGGAAAAUGGUGGAUAUUCGGUUCAGUUCAAGUCCUAA
Molecule: messenger RNA, 624 nt
Organism: Malassezia restricta
Lineage: Eukaryota; Fungi; Basidiomycota; Malasseziomycetes; Malasseziales; Malasseziaceae
Product: mitochondrial import receptor subunit TOM71
Exons: 2
Coding region: 1-624 (207 amino acids)
Molecular function (GO): protein binding
Source: RefSeq, a predicted model, not a curated record